AGCGCGGAUGGCGGCCGGGCCGCGCCGCGCCGCCCGGUCCGCGCCUUUGCGGCGGCACCGCCCGGGACGGGACGCGCCGCGACGGGACGGGACGCGCUCCGCACCUCCCGGUACCGCGGCCGCGCUCCGUGCUCCCCCACAACCAAGCGGGGAACCCCCGCGAGGCUCAAGGGUUUGGGCCGUUUGGAGAGCACGCUGUGAACGCCAGCUGGAUUGCAGUUCAGGAGCUGGAGAAGCUGGGGCUGAGGGAUGACGUGGAUCUGCAUGUCUAUGAGGUCCCUGUUGAGUACCAGACCGUGCAGAGGCUCAUUCCUGCCUUGUGGAAGAAGCACAGUCCCCAACUGGUGGUGCACGUGGGGGUGUCGGGCAUGGCCACCACUGUCACGCUGGAGAAGUGUGGCCACAACGUGGGCUACAAGGGGCUGGACAACUGCCGCUUCUGCCCGGGCUCGCAGUGCUGCGUGGAGGGAGGCCCCGAGUGCAUCGACUCCAUCAUCGACAUGGACGCCGUCUGCAGGAGGGUCUCUGCCCUGGGGCUGGAUGUCACUGUCACCAUCUCCAAGGACGCUGGCAGGUACCUCUGUGACUUCACCUACUACACCUCCUUGUACCAGAGCCGUGGCAGGUCAGCAUUUGUCCACGUGCCCCCUCUGGGAAAACCUUACUCUGCAGAACAGCUGGGCCGGGCCCUGCAGGCCAUCAUAGAGGAAAUGCUGGAUUUUUUGGAGCAUUCUGAAGACAAAAUCAAUUGUCAACAUGAACACUGAGCAGCCUGGCCAGGAGCUCUCCUAGUAUUGCACUUCCAAAAUUUUCCCUGCUCUGCUGAAGUAUUGGGGAAAAAAAAAAAACAAAAAACAAAACUAAACAAACAACAGUUCCAGACCCAGAAUUGGAGACUUAAAAAAAAAAAAAAAAAAAAAAAAAGGAAAAUUCUACAAAUUCUUCUUAGGAAAUAACUUUUUUAUUGUUGUUGAAUCUGUGAGUAUCAGCCUGAGCAACAAAGGAUUCAGAAUCUCUUCUCUAGAGCAGCUGCAGCUCCUGGUUCCUCCUGAGGGCUUUGUGCUGGAGCUCCCAGGGGAUGGAUCCUCACCUCACCUGGACUCAGCCUCCAGUGCAGGGCAUUGCUCUCCAGCCCUCCCGUGGCUAACCCUGGGGUGGAAAGGUUUGCUUUCAGUUGGUUUGGGGUUUGUUUCCCCCCCUCUGACCCAGAUUCGGGGUGAUGCUGUGCAAGGGCAGCUGGGGAGGCGUGGGCUUGGCUUGGAGAGCAGAGUUUGGUGCUCUGAGGAGCCUGAAACUGCUUUGCUGGAGUGGAAAGUGAUUUUGGGCACUGAUUGCUCACCUCUAGCUGCAGUGGAAGGGAUGUGCCUGGGGUUCCUUUUGGAACCCAAAUCCAGCUGGAUUAUUUUUAUUUUUAUUUUUGGAUCCUGAAUCUUUCCAGAUCUCUUUUUCCUGCCUCCCUCUUGGCCCCCUCCCUUCCUCAAGGGUCUGCUGUACCAAACACCUCGGUUCAAAUGUGUCCCAAACCCAUCUCUGGUGGUGCAGAGCUCUGCUGAGGGCCACUUUCCCCAGGGGAGAUCCUCACCCUGGUGCUCCACGCUGUUUCUAAGGUGAAGGUUCAGUCAUUUCUCAUUUCCUCAGCUGCAAAUCCCCCCUCGUGUUCCAGGCUAGGAGAGCAAUGUUCAGCUGAGAUCCCAGUUCCACCUGGGUUGGAGUGGAGGCAUAAAAAAGCAGAUGGAAAGCCACAAAACCCCUGAAAAAUCAAAUGUCACAUCUUCAAGCCACCCCCACUGCCUGGAAACCAGAGGCAAUGGUCUGAAAUUCAGGGAUUCUGCUUGGAGUGAGGAUUGCAGGCUCUUUGCUGGAUUCCCCUCCCAGGGGGAGGGUUCAGAGCUGCUCCUGGUGAUGCUGGUCCUCUGGGGGGCAAGAUUUGCUGCCAGAUUUUGAGAUUGCAGCAAAAAAAACCCAGCUGAAAUUGGAGCAAACACAAACUGGGAGCUGAGGCCUCGUGGAGAGGCAGUUUGGAUGCAGAACUCUUGAUGCUUUUACAAAUAGAUAGAAAUGUCCAUUUAAACAACAUUUCAAAGGUUUUAAACGCCAUGGUUUUGAAUUUCUCUGGUGCUGACUGGCUCUGCUAUUGUAACUCUCAGUGAGAGCUGCCCUGAGCUUGCCAGGAGAAGUCUGGUGACAAAACCACUCCUUGUAACCCUCGAGACGGGGCAAAAACUCUGCUGAGGGCACCUGAGCAGGAAGAUUUUUUGGGAUAGACCCAAGGGAAUUCCUUCUCUGUUCUCCAUCCAAGGCUUCCUGCUCAGAGGAAUUUGCCUUCAAGUGAAAUAUUUUCAUUCCCAUCGACUCUGAGGUAGCACUUGUCAGAUUUCCUGAUUAGUAAUUUAUUUUAUUUAAUAUUUGGUUGAAAUCUUCAUGUUUUGACACAGUUUUGUUUUUUUUUUUUUUUUUUUUUUUUUUUUUUGUGGUUAGUUGAGUUCCUUAUCCCCAUAGGAUUUAUUCUUUGUUGGUGGGAAGUUUUUUGUCCUGGGUGUUUCGUAGCUGUAAAAUUGGAGAAGGGGAAAUAUCCCACAGGGCUUGGAGAUGGAGCAAUUCCCAGAAAAAACCCAACAAACCUGCUUAAUUCACCUCUGGUGUCACUGGGGGUGAAAUGGGAGUGGGAACUCAACAGAUUGGUGAGGCCACAGCGAAAUUGCAGGGGUGGGACCUCAGCAGGGGCAGGGAGGGACCUGGGUGGGAUCAGCAUCUCCAGGGGAGAUGUUCCCUGCCCAUCCCUGGUCUGCAGCCCUGGGGGGCUGGAGGUGCCUGGAGGUGCCCAGGCUGGGGCUGGGGGUGCCCAGGCUGGGGCUGGGGGUGCCCCUGGAUGGGGCUGGAGGUGCCCUGGAUGGGGUGAAGGUCCCCAGGGUGCAGCUGGAUGUGCCUUGGAUGGGGCUGGAGGUGCCCAGGGCGGGUCUGGGGGUGCCCAGGCUGGGGCUGGAGGUGCCCUGGAUGUGGUGAAGGUCCCCAGGAUGGGGUGAAGGUGCCCAGGGUGCAGCUGGAGGUGCCCAGGGUGUGGCUGGAGGUCCCUGGAGGUGCCCAGGGUGGGUCUGGGGUCCCGGGGUGGCUCUGGGGGUGCCCAGGCUGUGGCUGGGGGUGCCCAGGCUGUGGCUGGGGGUCCCCUGGCUGGGUUUGGGGUCCCCAGGCUGUGGCUGGGGGUGCCCUGGCUGGCUCUGGGGGUGCCCUGGCCCUGCUGGUGGCCCAGGCUCCAGCAGCUCCGUGGGCAGAGCAGCUUCCCACACAGGUUUGUUCAGCCUGGGGGGUCCAGUCCUGCUCAGCACCUAAAAAUAUUCAUUUUUCUGCUGUUCCAGGGGAAAAUGCAGCUCCAGCUCUGUGCCUGCUGGAGUUUGGGGACUGCAGUGCUUGGCCUGGGUGUGUCAGCGUUAAAAAUCCCAAUUUUGGGGAAUAUUUUGGGCGUUGUUUCUCCUCCCAAUCUGUUUUUGGGAAGCUCCACGUGAUUGGUUCCUUAGAAAAGAUAAUUUAUUUUAUACUCUUUUUUUGGGGGGGAGGUUUUGGGAAGUUAGCCUGAGGUUGUGUUUAUAAAAGGUGUCUUGGUGGUAGAGAAGUUUCCUGUAGCCCAGCUGGGGAAAAAUGGCAUUAAACUAAUUUUAUUUAAUAUGACUUAAAUUAAAUACUUUGGGGUUGGGGUUUUCUUUUAAAGCUUUUUUUUUUUUUUUGUUCAAUUCACAAAGCUUUUCCUACAGAUCCCUAUUUUCUUUGGGAAUAGGACAUCAAACUGAUGCAGAGCUUCAAAAAGCUGAUCUUUUCCUAAAUCCUAUUUGCUUUCCACAUCAUCAAUUAAUAGAAUUUGCUAAUUUGCACUGACUGGGAGACCUGCUGCCAACCCCAAAAAAAUUGUGCUAGUGAAUAAAAGCAUAGGAAGUUCAGGUGGAGUGCCUGUAAUGUGGGAAAAAUGUAAAAAAAUCUGAAUUUUUAGGGUGCUGUGAGUGCAGAAUCAUCUCUGGGGAUGAAAGUCCAGGGGGGAAAUGGGGCUGAGGAUUUUUGGUGUGGAAGAGAGGAUUUAGGGACGUUCUGCUGGGUUGGGUCUGGUGGCAUUUGUCUGCCCACCACGCGUUGGGCAGUGUUUUGGGGUGAAAAUUGGGAUGGAAAUUUAAUUCUUCCAGCCCUAAAGUGCUGCAGAGGAUUUUGAGGAGCUCCAGAGACUCAGCAAUGUCCCAGCUGGGUGAUGCUGCUGUGGGGAGCUGAAUUCAAUUUGGGAAUCUGCUUUGGAACCCCAGGAAAAAAUGAUCUUGGGAAGUUCUUGGCUUUAAAGAUUUCCUGGAGCUGAAUUAAAUUUGGGAAUCUUUGGAACCCCAGGAAAAAAAUGAACUUGGGAAGUUCUUGGUUUUAAAGAUUUCCUGGAGCUGAAUUAAAUUUGGGAAUCUUUGGAACCCCAGGAAAAAGGAGCUUGGGAGGUCUUGGCUUCAAAGAUUCCUGGAGCUGAAUUCAAUUUGGGAAUCUUUGGAACCCCAGGAAAAAAAUGAACUUGGGGGGCUCCUGGCCGUAAGGAUUCCUGGAGCUGAAUUCAAUUUGGGAAUCUGCUUUGGAACCCCAGGAAAAAGGAGCUUGGGAGGUCUUGGCUUCGAGGAUUCCCGUGGGAUUUGAUCCUGGGGGAUCCCUCCCAGCCUGAGCAGUUCUGUGAGGUGGCUGAAGGGUUUUUUUUGGGUUUUUGGGAGUGAAAAUUGGAGCGUGCCAGCUCCUGCAGAGCAGUUCACCUUCCCUGGAGCAUCCCCCGAGCUCCCAGGGGCUGGGAGAGGUGGGAAGGGAUGGAAAGGUCAGGAAGAGGGUUUGAGGUGGUGACACGAGGCUGCUGAGCCCCCAGAGUUAUCCCAGUGAUUCCCUGCAGGCUUGGAGACAUCAUUUAAAAAAAAUUAAAUAAAAAAGUUGUUCUGCUUUGGGGUAAAUUUGGGAUGGGUGGAGCCGUGGGAUGGUGAUGCAGGGAAACAUUCCUUGAGCCAGGGGUGUGGGAAUUAUCACCUGCAGGGGGUUUGUGCUGUGGAAAAUCCCCUGGGAAAAGGUGCUUGGAGGCUGAGCUCACCUGGGGCAGGUGUAGCAUCCAACCCCCCCCGUGUCCCAGAGAGGAAAUAUUGAACCUUGCAGGGCCUCAGCAGCUGGAAAAUGGGAUUAUCCCAGGAGAUUCCAGCCUGCUCGGGCAGCACAGGCUCCCAGUGCUGGCUUUGGUGAGGAAAAGUCUGAAAAAAAAGUUAAAAAUAUUCUGAAUUUCUUCUGAUGCUCCAAGAACCUGGAGCUGAGUUGGAGCUGGGUGAUCUUUAAGGUCCCUCCAACCCAAACCCUCCUGGGCUUCUCUGACUCCUUGGUGGGUGGAUUCUUUAAGGAAAUUUUGUUUUUUUAGGAAUUUCAGGAGGAGGAAGAGGAGCUUUUUCAAACCAAACUGGGAAAAGCCUUGGGAAGGGGGGGGGUUUGGGGAUCCCACUCCCACGGGAGCUGCAGCAGCGAUGAUGCUCUGGCCACGGGGGUUUGGGGUUAAUUCCUGAACCUUCAGCUCCUGGAUUUCUCACUCCAGCCACGGCUCAGGCACGGAGCUGCUGCAGGAGGGGGUGGUGGUGUCCGAAACCUGCCUGAAAAUCAGCAUCUUUAGGCACAAAAAGUAUUUUCUGUGGGGUUAUUUUCGUUCUGAUUUCCAGAUUUCACCCCAGCGCAGAUGGGAUUGUGAGCAGUGAAUUUGUACAGAUCCUUUCCCGAAGUAACUCCCUCCCUCUUCUCUCCUUCUACUUUAAUACUUUAUCCAGUAAUAUUGUAACAAUUUAAUCUUAUUUUAACCAUAGGAAUUUCAGAGUUGCAAAGGCUCUUUCUAAAUUUAUUGACUUGGAGAAACCCCCCCCCUUGUUGAUACCAUAAAUACUCAUCUUGAUCUAGAUAAAUUUCUUAUUUUUGCACCAGAAUCCCUAAUUUUUUUGCAGUAUAAAGUGCACUUUUUCAUAAAAAAAAAAUCUUGUAUUCCUGUCUGACGAGUGUUCUUAUGUUCUGAAAGGGAAAUUCUGCCAAAACUCCCGAGCUGAGGGCGUUAAUUCUUCGAGGUGUUCCCUGAAACCUGGGACCUGCUUCUGCUCAGUCUAUUUCUAGGACAAAACAGGGAAGGAAAAGCCUCCCCACAGCUUGGAAUUGAUGAUGGGAAAUGAAACUGUCACUACCCUUACAGAAAAACUGCGUGGUGCUCCCAAAUCCACGUCAGGCUUUGGGCUGCACCAGCCCCUUCCACCAGCACCAAUUCCUCUGGAGAUCAGGGAGUGCCUCGUCCUGUGCUGGGCUCGCCCUGGGGGCAGGAUGGGCCCUGGGGGUGGGGGGAAUUGGGCUGGAAAGCCCUGAACUGGUGGGAAUCCAGUUUUUAUCUGGGGUUUUAUCUGUGGCUGCUCCCCAGAGACUGCGCUGGGUUCCCCCGCUGUGCUCACACCCGCUCGGACCUGCCGGGGCAGCAGACAGGAUUUGCUGCUCCGUCCUCACUUUUGGUUGGGUUAACCAAAUUCCUGAGGGUUUUGGUGCUCCAUCUUCACUUUUGGUUGGGGCAACCCAAAUCCUGAGGGUUUUGUUGCGCCAUUCUCAUUUUUUAUUGAGUUAACCCAAUUCCCGAAGGUUUUAGUGCUCCAUUCUCACUUUUGGUUGGGUUAACCCAAAUCCAGAGGGUUUUGGUGCUCCAUCUUCACUUUUUGAUUGAUUUAACCCAAAUCCUCAGGGUUUUGGUGCUCCAUCCUCAUUUUUGGUUGGGGCAACCCAAAUUCCUGAGGGUUUUGUUGCGCCAUUCUCAUUUUUUAUUGCGUUAACCCAAAUCCUGAGGGUUUUGGUGUUCCAUCCUCACUUUUGGUUGGGUUACCCCAGUUCCUGAGGUUUUGCUGUCUCCUCUUGGGGCGAGGUGUUUGUCCUGACCCUUUCCCAGCCCCUCUCCUCGUGUGUCCCUUGUGAAGCCCCCCAGUGUCCGUGUGGGCAUCUCAGGUGGCACCUCGUGCUUGCCAGGCCUGCUGGAGCAGCAGUGCCAGCCCGGCAGGGUUUCUGGUGUGUUCUUGCAGUGCCUUGUAAACCCCGACCAUCCCGACGUCCCUGGGGGCCGGGGGCUCCCUCCCGGCUUGUGCUGCCAGCCUGGGCUUUGUGGCUGAGGAUUUGAGCCCCUUUCAAAGGAAAUAAAAGAGUUCAACUCUGGC
Passer domesticus (house sparrow) is the source of this 7196-nucleotide messenger RNA. It is a transcript of the gene PGPEP1, whose product is annotated as pyroglutamyl-peptidase I. Gene Ontology annotation, cellular component: cytosol. Bases 369 to 767 code for a protein of 132 amino acids. The transcript is spliced from 5 exons. NCBI's taxonomy places the organism in Eukaryota, Metazoa, Chordata, Aves, Passeriformes, Passeridae. The record is from RefSeq and is a predicted model, not a curated record. Gene Ontology annotation, molecular function: pyroglutamyl-peptidase activity. Gene Ontology annotation, biological process: proteolysis.